AUGUCGGCCGCCAGCACCGAGACCAGUGCCCCUCUGCCCACCGCCGGCAGCCGGGUCUUCUUCCAAGGGGCGUCCGGUGUGAGCUGCGUGGGCUCCGGCCCCAUCACCGGGGACGACCCGGUGCAGAAGCGCCAAGGCAAAGUGACCGUGAAGUACGACAGGAAGGAGCUGAGGAAAAGACUGGUGCUGGAGGAGUGGAUCAUCGAGCAGCUCAGCGAGUUGUACGACUGCGAGGAGGAGGAGAUGCCUGAGGUGGAGAUAGAUAUAGAUGACCUGCUGGAUAUCACCAGUGACGACGAGAGAGCCAUAAAACUGAUGGAAUCAUUAACAGACUGCUACAAACCAACAGAGGUUUUUGUCCGUGAGUUGCUGGGCAGGAUAAGGGGAAUGAGAAAACUCAGCGCUCCCACAAAGAAGGGCCUAUAAUCGCCGCCGUGUCGGCCAUCAAUCAGACGUCAACUACAUCAUCUCAGCACCACCUGCUUACCCGCACUCCACAUGGACUGUCAUCACACGAAAAAUAAGUUGUCAAAACAUUAGCCAAUGCAAUCAUGCACCAUAAAAUCCAUGCAUAUAGCACCACAAGGUUUAUUAUAAUAUUUGACUGU
Messenger RNA from Limanda limanda (common dab), 608 nucleotides. It is a transcript of the gene ppp1r14c, whose product is annotated as protein phosphatase 1, regulatory (inhibitor) subunit 14C. NCBI's taxonomy places the organism in Eukaryota, Metazoa, Chordata, Actinopteri, Pleuronectiformes, Pleuronectidae. Gene Ontology annotation, cellular component: cytoplasm. Gene Ontology annotation, biological process: regulation of phosphorylation. The coding region runs from base 1 to 426 and encodes 141 amino acids. The transcript has 4 exons. The record is from RefSeq and is a predicted model, not a curated record. Gene Ontology annotation, molecular function: protein serine/threonine phosphatase inhibitor activity.